GCGGCGCGAAAUCUAAAUUUCCAUAUCAAUUCGAUAUUCUUAGCUCCAUCAUCGUUCAGAUUGUUGGAAAUUUUGUUUAUAAGUCAAAACCAUGGAUCAUCCUUACAACCUUUUGGACAGUACAAAAGACUAUGAUGAUGCAGCUGUGCAUAAUGUUGAUGAACUUCUAGGUGAAUGGCAGGGCACUAUAGGUGCUAUAGAGGAGGUGAAUCCACUCACGAAAAAAAUCUGCUUUGAUGUGCAUAACUGUUACCCUGACCUCUCAAGGUCUGGGGAUGAAACUUCAAAGUCAAGCACAGAGCUAAGUUGGCCAUUCCUCCCAGAAGAUAAAACAGCUGGGAGUAAAAAGAGGAAAGACCCCUCACCCAAUAGUAAACGCAAAGCAAUGGAGGUGCACAGAGAUUGCGAGAGACAGAGACAUCAGAGUCUGAAUGAACGUGUGCAGCAACUUUCAGAGACAAUUCCAGGCUACGAUCCUUACAAGAAAGAAACAAAGAUUCAGCAGCUGGAGAAGAUUAUCAACUACAUUCUUUUUCUGGAAUCUGAUGUUCUGUCCUUGUGUAAGGAACUAGGCCUCACUUGUAACUUUCAACACAUGCUACUUACCCCACACAUCAGUAAUAGCAACCUAUCAGAAUCAGUUACAACAUUCACAGCAACUUCAGUCGACAAUACCACAACCCACAAUAAAGGUGCUAAUUUACACCACAAAUCGGACUCAACCAUGCACAACUGGAACACAACCCAGCAUAGUCAGGACACAACCAAACACAAGCAGAAGCACACUUCUCACAACCUUGAGUUUGGAUCUCUUGAUCCAACCACGCUGGAUGACACGAAAGAAUGCAAAUUCAUGUUGAGUCCAAUAAAAGCAGCCAAAAUGCCACACGGCCAACCAGUAUACUCCAGGAGUGCAAACGGGACCUCCAACGAUGUUAAAUAUCUUGGGAAGCACACAGUACAUGAAAUAGAUGGUCAUAAAUGUGUGGCUGUUCCCGGGGCUAAACACAAGAAGGUGUUCCUGAAAGCAAUGCCUCUGACAAGGAACAGGCCAGUAGAUGAUGGAAAUUCAGAAGGUCUCACUAUAUCUACCAGCCAGAUUUCAAAAAACGUUUCCAGUGAUUCUGACAGAAGGAUGACAUCUAUCACUUUAAGACAUCUGUUAAGCGAAGGGACUAACUCAGCUAACCAUCGUUACAUACACAACAAAUACCAAGUGUCAGGUCCAAUUACUGCAUCAACUGAUUGGUGUGAUGAUUCUCACCAGGAUUCACACUCUUCAACCAAUUGGUGUGAAAGCAGUCAACAAAGUUCACAAUCAACCGUGAUCGAACCAAUCAACUGGUGCGGAACUGGGAUAGACUUUCCGAUUGAACAUGGUGACAAUACAGAUGGUGAAAUUAAAACCAAAGAGACCACAACAGAGGGGCAAGUUCCAGAUAUCAUAGUUGCUGAUGGUCAAGCUCCAGAUGAGCAAGCAGUUCCAGAAUUAGAAUUCAUCAUAGCAGAUGAACAAUCAGGUGACCAUCAUGUACGUACAGGCAUUCCUCCAACUGAUACAACUGAUACAGAUCCUGGUCAUGGUGCUGAACAUCUUGGUCCGAAGCUCACAACUUAUGAGAAAGCCAUGAAAAGAUCAUGGGACUGUUAUUCUCAUGAAGUGAACCCACCCCAGAAGAAGCAGGAUACCACUCUAAGCCCAGAAUCUAUGAGUAAGCUAUUUAAAGCAAUAGAUGCUCAACAAAACAAGGCAAAUGUUCAACAAAACAAGUUGGAUAUUCAACAAAGCAAGCCAGGUAGUCAACAAAGCAAAGUGGAGAGUCCACAUAAUGAACUAGAUUGCCAAGAAAAUAACACUGAAGGUAAACAAAAUAACUUUGAAAUUCAACAAAACAAACUGGAAUGUCAAGCAAGCAACCUGAAAGAUCAACAAAACAGGUCUGAGCAAGCAUCAGUUACCAAAAUUAACAACAAUGAAGUCGGAAAAUCAUUGUCAACAGCACAUACCGUGUGUACACAAAAUAAGGAUCAAAUAGUACCAGCAAAAUGUUCAACUAUAGGGGGCGCCAUUUCGCCACAUGGAGCUAGCAGACGGAAGCAAUCGAUUCCUAUGAGAUCUCCGACUUCAGUUCAGAUAUCCCCCAUGAAAUCUCCCUUGACAUCAACAUCUCAAAAUGGAUGGAAACAAGUGAAAAAAUCAACAGGGCAGACAGUUAUUAAAUCACACAUGAAAUCACCCCAAGCAAAAUCACCUCCAACAAUGUCUAAGGAUUAUAAGUCACCAAACAAGCGUGUGCAGAUUCCAGUUAAGAAAUCGUUUAUACGAGUUAGGAAAUUUACACCUGUUAAAGCGAGACCAAGUGAUAAGAAAUCGCCACUCCGAUCCCCAUUGAGCACAAUAUCAAACAUGUCGCCAACAUCAUCAGGGAGUGAUAACUUGGUGAAACCACAUUGGUCCCCAAGAGUGUACACUAUAGGUAAAAAUAAGCUAACAUGUAUACCGUAUGGCUGGUGUCAGUAUGGGGGAGUUGUUCCAAAGAUUCAACAGCCCAUAACGCAUAAAGCCGCCAUGAAGCUGGAAUCCUCAGACUUCAAUACAGUUAUAGAAGAACAGGAAAGGCAACAAGAUGAGAGUCAAGAAAACAGUGUUCCUAUGGUAACAAGAGUUGAUCACAGAAAGACUUCCUGGAUGAAUGGUUUUAUGAUGUUUAGCAGACUCAACAGAACUAGAUUUGUACAAGAGAAUCCUGGAGUUCAUACUUCAAUUAUCAGUCGUAUAAUGGGCCAGGCUUGGAGGUCUAUGACAACAACAGACCAGCAGCCUUACAAAGAUAAAGCCAAGGUUUACACAAAGUAUCUUCAGAAGGUACAUCAUAAUGGAGCCCACCAAUCUGCUGUAGCAGCACCUGGCAUGUUGCAGCCACAUGUACCAGAUCUUCAAGCAAAGGCCACUGAACAUCAACUUAACAUCCCUGUUAAUCAGAUCAACCAGGUCCUGGACAAUCGGUCGAACAAUCAACCAUCUGCCUUGGACAAUCAAUCAACUGUCUUGAACAAUCAACCAUCUGCCUUGAACAAUCAACCAUCAACCUUGAACAAUCAACCAUCUGCUUUGAACAAUCAACCAUCUGCCUUGGACAAUCAAUCAUCUAUCCUGGACAAUCAACCCACUUAUGUAAAGGACAAAACUGACAGUCAGACAUCCAAUAUUAAAGCAAAACAAUGA
Messenger RNA from Owenia fusiformis, 3226 nucleotides. The record is from the annotation of a GenBank genome assembly. NCBI's taxonomy places the organism in Eukaryota, Metazoa, Annelida, Polychaeta, Sabellida, Oweniidae.